AUGGCCAGUGCUGCCGGCUUUAACCAGACUGGGCCCGUUCCAAGCUCUGCAGCUCUCAAACCUCCCCGGACAAAUCGUCCUGCUAGACCCAACUACAGAAAUAUUCAUCGCUAUCCACUUCCAGUCAAUGUUCAUCCGAUUCCUGCUGUAAUUCCUCAUAACCCUCUGUCUAUCAUUAGUGCUGUUCUCUCGUACCUUACUUUCCUUAUCUCUCCUCCAACUCAAAAAAUACAAACUGCAUACUUUGAUCUCAAUACCUCCUCCGUUCAUGUCACCGAUGAGCGGGCAAUUCAGGCUUUAUGGCAGAUGGGAUUCUUCGGCAAGGGUAAUCUGAGCCGAAGUGAACCUAGUUGGCUGGAACGUGAAAAGAAAAGACGAGGACUACUAGGCGGCAGCACAAGUGAAGAGGCUACCAGGAAACGCAGGACCGAACGUCGCGAGUUGAAGCUUGAGCGAGCGAGAGUUGAAGCACUGGCUAUUGAGGAAAGGUUGAAGGCUGAGGCUGCCAUCAGAGACUCCAGCACGGUCUCGAAUGGCUCGGCGUCGAUUGAUGAUUCUGCUGAAGCCACAGCGGUCUCAGUCGAAAAGUUCUCCGUCAAAAAGGCCAUGGAAGCCAAGUAUCGCGAGUCUCGGCUUCGAAAAACACAGAAUGGAGAUGCUUCGCAGCCUACUGGCCCCUUAGAGUCUGCCAAUGAGAAAUCAGUUCGGUUUUCGCCUGUCGUACAAGAGAGGCAGCUUACUUCUACUGCCGUCCAGGACAUUGAGACAGACGAUGCCAUUAUUGAAAAUGAGGAACACUUGCAACUUUCCAACGAAGAGACCUUCUUCCUCGUGUAUGCGCUAGGCUCCCUACAUGUCGUCGACACGCUCAACAAUGUCAUUCCAACUUCCGAUCUCCUCCCACUUCUCUGUCACCAUUCAUACUACCCCGCUCGUAAAUCCUCUGCCGCCCUGCAACCAGACGACCCUUUUAUGAUCUCCUACACAGUCUAUCACCACUUCCGAUCCCUGGGAUGGGUGGUUCGUUCUGGGGUCAAGUUUGGAACCGACUAUCUACUUUACAACCGGGGACCUGUCUUUUCACAUGCCGAGUUUGCCAUCAUCAUAAUCCCUUCCUAUGAGCACCCGUACUGGGCAGAGACUCAAGAACGGAGACAUCAUGUGGCUAGUAAGCAAGAUCGGAGCUGGUGGUGGUUGCACUGUGUCAAUAGAGUCCAGGCCCAGGUGAAAAAGAGCCUAGUGGUCUGCUACGUGGAAGUGCCACCUCCCCCAUCUUCAAUUGAUGAUGUGGGAGCUCUGCUAGGUCGAUACAAGGUGCGCGAAUUCCUACUGCGACGCUGGACUCCAAACCGGACCCGUGACUAG
Messenger RNA from Penicillium taxi, 1365 nucleotides. It is a transcript of the gene sen2, whose product is annotated as tRNA splicing endonuclease subunit SEN2. Gene Ontology annotation, cellular component: tRNA-intron endonuclease complex. Gene Ontology annotation, molecular function: nucleic acid binding; tRNA-intron lyase activity. The record is from RefSeq and is a predicted model, not a curated record. Lineage: Eukaryota; Fungi; Ascomycota; Eurotiomycetes; Eurotiales; Aspergillaceae. The coding region runs from base 1 to 1365 and encodes 454 amino acids. Gene Ontology annotation, biological process: tRNA-type intron splice site recognition and cleavage; tRNA splicing, via endonucleolytic cleavage and ligation. The transcript has a single exon.